This is a messenger RNA of Patella vulgata (common limpet), 5626 nucleotides long. Its product is annotated as protein Jade-1. The transcript has 16 exons. Bases 143 to 3760 code for a protein of 1205 amino acids. The record is from RefSeq and is a predicted model, not a curated record. NCBI's taxonomy places the organism in Eukaryota, Metazoa, Mollusca, Gastropoda, Patellidae. Gene Ontology annotation, biological process: regulation of transcription by RNA polymerase II.
AUUAUCGCCAUGAUGGCGCCAAAUGACCAUCUCCAAAUUUCUUUUAAUAAUUUAGUUAAUAUUGCGAUUAUCAAUUUGGAAUUUGUAUAGCUACAUUCAGGAAUAUUUAUGGCAGCAUCAGAACGGAACGCCCAGUAAAAAAAUGGCAAACAAAGGCAGUAAGAAAAGAAGGUUAAGCACCGAUGAUGAUGAAGAAGACUAUAUACCAUCCAAAAAAACACCAGUUAGUAAACAUGGCCCAAAUGGUUUACGUAGUCCAUCAUUCAGUUUUACUCCCCACAACAAACCAGCUGAGCUGUACCGUAAAGAUCUGAUUAGUGCUAUGAAACUGGCGGAUUCAGAACAAUUACAGAAUGAUGAUUAUUUAUUGAUAGCUGAUACAUGGAGACAAGAUUGGGAGAAAGGUGUACAAGUUCCUGUUAAUGAUCUGGCUAUAUUAAAUGAACCUAAAGUCAAAGAAAUAAGAGAAAAAUGCAAAAAUGGUGAUUUUAAAAUACCUAGAAAAUUUCUACAUGCUGUACAAGAUGAGAGCUAUCGUCAGGGAUGUCAUGAAUUGACAGGAAUGAACCAACUUUCAGAAAUGGUAGUACGAUAUGAUUUAGAUGACUUGGAUGUAUGUUGGUUGGAAACUGUUAAUGAUGAACGUGAGGAACUAAGUUUACCAUUAAUACAUGAAUGGACAAUGGAAAGAAUAAUGGAAGAACUAGAAAAUCAGUGCCAUAAGAGUAUGAAUACUAUAAUAAAGAGUGAAGAAGGAUUAGGUAUAGAAUAUGAUGAAGAUGUUGUAUGUGAUGUUUGUCGUUCUCCUGAUAGUGAAGAUGGUAAUGAAAUGGUAUUUUGUGAUAACUGUGAUAUUUGUGUGCAUCAGGCAUGUUAUGGUAUACAGACUAUACCUGAAGGAAGUUAUUUAUGUCGUGCAUGUGCUCUUGGUGUUAAACCUACUUGUUUACUUUGUCCUAAUCUAAAAGGGGCCAUGAAAAGUACCAGGAGUGGUACUAAAUGGGCUCAUGUCAGUUGUUCUCUAUGGAUUCCUGAAGUUAGCAUUGGUUGUGUUGAAAAAAUGGAACCUAUCACAAAAAUUUCUUUAAUUCCAGCUAGUCGUUGGGCUUUAGUUUGUUGUUUAUGUAAAGAAAGAUCUGGAGCUUGUAUACAGUGUUCUGUACGUACUUGUAAAACAGCAUUUCACGUAACUUGUGGUUUUAAUCAUGGUAUGGAUAUGAAGACAAUCUUGGAUCCUGCUGAAAAAGAUGGCGUUAAACUGAGGGCAUUUUGUCCAAAACAUACUCAAAAUGGUGGAGAGUCUGGUUGUGAUUCACCAUCUUCACCCAAAUCUCCUCGAUCACCUCGCUCUCCAAAAUCUCCACGUAAAGAUGGUUCUUCCCCAAGAAAGGACUUGACUAAAGAAGAAAUUGCUAACAUUCGUGCCAAAAAAUUGAAGGAAAUAGAGGAUGAUUUUAGUGGGUUUGUUGAUGUAACAGAAGCAGCUAAUACACUACAAAUUGAUGUUGAUAUUGCUGAUGUGGUCACAGUAUACUGGAAAUUAAAAAGAAGGGCUAACUUCAAUCGGCCAUUAUUAAUGCCAAAAACUGAAGAGGCUGACAGAUUGGAGAAACAACAAGAAGAUAGCUUGGUUGCUCGAAUGAAGAUGUUUGUUCAUUUACGACAAGAUUUAGAACGGGUGAGAAAUCUUUGUUAUAUGGUUAACAGGAGAGAAAAGAUGAAACGGCAGUUUUUGAAAAUUCAAGAAAAAGUGUUUAUGGCAGCUAAUAUUUAUUUGACUGACUCUAAAUUAAAAUUGUCUGGAAAAGAAAUUCAGAAAACAGUGAAGAAAUAUAAAGAUUUUAAUGUGUACCUAGCCCAAAAUAUAAACCCAUUACCUAAUUUGCCACCUACAUUAACGGCUUGUUCUGAUCUUGAAUCUAUGACAACAGAUGAUGAACGCAGUGAACAUAGUGGUCCUAUUUAUUCUAAACGUUUAGCCUUACGAAUACCAUCUGGUCUUGAGAAAUUAGAUACAGAUCCUAUUCCAUCAGUGUCAGUUAAAACCGAGUUUUCUGAUAAUGAUGGAGAUGUAGAAGCUGAUGAACCACCUGUUCUUGAAAUGGAAGAUAUCGGAACCCGUAGACGUGACUUUGCUAAAGGAACGCUCGUUAAGGGUGAUAAUGAUGCAGGUGAAGAUUCAAAAAGUAAAAAGCCAAUGCCUGAUUUAAAACCUGAAUUGAACAGACCUGGUCGUGAUAAUCUAUCAAAAUCCUACAAGAAAACAAAGACUAAAUUUUUACGAUCAAAAGACAAGAAGUCUCCUAUUAAAGAUGAAGAGAUAGUUUUUAAAUCAAGUGUUGUUAUUGAUAAAACAAAAGUAGACAAUAAUACUGCAGUUAUAAGUGCUAAAUCUUUUGAAAAAUCUCUUAAGAAGAAAACAUGCAGUGAAGAAGACUCUAAAGCUAAUAGUGUCGAAGAAGGUAAAGAAUUGAGAAAUAGUAAAACUAAAGAUACUGUGUGUAAAGUGAAAGUAGUCAGUGUAGAUAAUAUAGAAAAAGACAGUGAUUGCCAAAUAUCAAUUAAAGAUAAAAAUACAAAUUCUAAAGAUCAGGUCCCAAAUUCACCUUCUAGAGACAAAAACACAAAUUUAACUUCAGUCGACAAUUCUAAAGAUAAAAACACAAAUUCAACCUCGAAAGAGAAAGUCCCAAAUUCUAAAGAUAAAAACUCAAAUUCAGCUUCUAAAGAUAAAAACACAAAUUCAACUUCUAAAGAUAAAAUCACAAAUUCAACUUCUAAAGAUAAAAUCACAAAUUCAACUUCUAAAGAUAAAAACUCAAAUUCAACUUUUAAAGAUAAAAGUUCCAGUUCUAAAGAUAAAAACACAAAUUCAACUUUAAAAGAUAAAAGUUCAAGUUCUAAAGAUAAGAACACAACUUCUAAAAAUAAAAUCUCAACUCAUAUGUCGAAGAAACAGUCAUUUAAGGUGAAAAAUGAACUGUAUGGUUUAUUAUCCAAACCAAACUUACGCAUAGAUGAAUCUAUCAAAGACAAAGUGCAAAGUAGAAUUCUGAAAACAAGGGGUAAAUUAAAGCGAUUAAAUGGAUUAACAGAUAAGAUGCAGCCAAAGAUUGAAGCUUUCUUUGUACAAAAUGGUUCUAGUGCUAGUACACGAUUACGCUAUAACUCUCGGCAUGGUUUAAAUAACGUAACUCCUGUAAAGAAAGCUUGUGAGGCCGAUACUCACGGUUUGUCUUCGAAACCUAAAGGCAGUUUGAGUGGUUCAAAAACCUCUCUUGGAAGAACAAGACAAAAUAGUCCUUUACAAGUGAAACCUGAUCCCCAUAACCAGAUAGAUGAAGAUUCGCAGCAAAGCUCACCCGAAACACGGAGUUUCCGACGUAGAAUUGAAUCUAAUUAUGAAACUAAUGACAGCGCAAAGAAAAAUUUGUUUAAUCCAAAUACAAUGUGUAAUGUAAUUGCUAGUGAUAAUUAUAGUGCCAUACCCAUGUUAAUAUCUCCAAACUGUUUAUCUCUAAAGAAAAGUUUAAAAAACACGGUGAAUAAUGCUAGAGCGUAUAGAUCUCAAUCUCCUUUAUCUAGUGAUUCUUCACAUAAUGAACAAGAUACAGGAACAUCAACUCCUAGACGUGUUACACGCAGUCGACAAAUAGAUAAUGAUGAGAAUUCAAGGGAAAGUAGUACCACAUCUACCCGUUCUAAUUCUAGAUUAAAACUUAGUAAUACUUUCAUCAAGGCUACAAAUUUUAAUGCAUGAUGUGAUUUAUUAGUAUUAUAUUUCCUAGACAUAUAAAUUAUGGUUAUACAUCUAUAUUUUAGAUAUUUUUCCAUUUAUUUUAAGAAAUACAGCGUAGAAGAUUUUAAAAUCCUGAAAAUUAAUCUUUCCUUUGCAUUGUUAUCGGUGUGAUUAUUGUAUGGAAGUGCUACAAUGUUAUUCAAACAAACAAGCUUAAUUAAUUCAUAACAAAAACAACACAAGGUAUGGACAUAACUACUUCUCUAUUAUUUAAUAACGACGUUUCGUAACACAUACAGGUCACGUUUUCAAGUAUGUGUUACGAAACUUUGUUAUUAAAUAAUAGAGAAGUAGUUAUAUCCAUAUAUACCUUGUGUUGUGUUUCAUUAUGAAUAGUUAAACCCUGCUUCUAGAUGUCAUUUAAAGAAUUGAAGCUUAUUUAAUUCUUAUCCAUUUAUAAAUAUAAAACCUUAACCUUUAAUGUUGAAUUAUAUGGAGCUCAGUGAAUUCAUGUAUUUCAUUACCAGACAAAAACAGUUAUUCCUUAUUCUCUUUAUUUAAUCAUGUGAAUGGUUUUUAACAUUGUAUCUGUGAAGAAUUUUACUAUUUGUUUUGAUUUUAAGCAAUUUGUAAACUAGUUUUUAAUUUACAUAUAUAAUAAUUUAAAGAAGAAUGAUAACUGAAUCUGAUUACAUCUCGAUUCUACUCACACCACAUCACUUAAUGGGACUGAUAGAACUUACUUGGUUCAUGUCACUUAAUUGCAAUUCUGUCUAUUCAGAAUGUUCUGAAUUCACAAUCGGGCAUUUCCCAUUAUUAAAUGUAUUUUAGUUUAUCAUGUGCCCAAGUUUUACCUUGAAAAUCUUGUAUGUAUUUAUUCACCGAUAUUGCUGGUCACUAGUUAUUGCUCAAGUCAGCUUGCAGGAUUUAAGAUAUAUUUCUGUUAUUUCUGAACAAUUUGAGAGUUGAUUGUAUCAUAUCUAUCCAAAUGUUUGAAAUUGGAAUGUAGCUUUACGUCUCCAUACAUUGGAACUUGGUUCAAAAGAAAAGAUACCAAGACUUUGAGAUGCUACUGAAUAAAAAGCAAAACAUACUCCAUGUCAAAAAAAGAUAUAUAUGGAAAUUAAAACUGGAACUGGCUUCAAUUAAAAUUAAAACUGGAACUGGCUUCAAUUAAGCUUUAACAUUCAAUUUUUGUAUUCGGCCGAUUUCCAUUAUCCAAUUUAUUUGUUUACGAUAUACCGGUACAGUAUUUUGAUUUGGACAUUAGUAUAGACCUGUCUGAUUGCUUUGCCUCUGAAUCUUCUGUUUUUGAAGAUUCUAAACCCAUUCAGUUUGUUUCUUAAAGAUUUUCAAAUCAAAAUCCAGAGAUACAUGUACAUGAAUUUGCAAAAAUGAUAUUUUUCACAAAUUAUUAACAAGGGUGAAAACAAAUCCAUAUUUGUAAAAUUUAUAUGUACCUGAAAAGAAAAUCCAUUUUAGAUUCAGAUUUUUGACAAUCACACUUAAGGCCUCUUUUAUCUUGGAUCUGAUAAAGUGCUUAGUUAUCUCAUAUUUCUUGGGUGUAGACUGUAAAUGAAAAUUUUUAUCGAAUUAUAGUUCAAACUGAAUUCUCAAGUAUGCACAUGUUUUAAAUGGGGUAGGUCUAUCUUUGGUAACACUAUGCUAAUGUCUAUAUUAGUAAAUGAUAAAGUGGUUUUUUUUAAAUCAAUGUUGGAAUGGAGAGAACUUAUAAAAAAUGUAUUGGUUGUUAGUGAGAUGUGCAGCAUUUAAUGUGUCAUUGUUAUAGCCAAGUUGUAUAUAGAUUAUUUACAAGUAAGCUAUGAUGUAUUUCUUUAUUGUAAUUAUUAUAUCCACUGCUCAGAUCCAAUAAAAUGGACAGAAAGA